This is a messenger RNA of Eutrema salsugineum, 357 nucleotides long. RefSeq lists its product as uncharacterized. Bases 1 to 357 code for a protein of 118 amino acids. The transcript has a single exon. Lineage: Eukaryota; Viridiplantae; Streptophyta; Magnoliopsida; Brassicales; Brassicaceae. The record is from RefSeq and is a predicted model, not a curated record.
AUGGAAGAAGAUUGUGGUGCAUUUGCAGCAGACUGUGUUGUCCUGUCAUGCUGCUGCCAAUGCCUUGUGUUACAAGUCAGUGUCUUCGCCUUCUUCGAGGUCCCUCGUAAGCUUGCCCAGAAGAUGAAGAAGUUUUUGAAGAGAAGAUGUGGAAAAACCUUGCAACCAACAAUGGAGGACGAUGUCAAAGAGGAGCACUGUUAUGGAAACGGGUUUGCCUUUGAUGAAGGAUCAUCAAGAUUAAAUUGCAUUGAAGAUAUUGAGGGGAUGUUGCAGGAAUUGUCGAUGGACAAAGAGUUCGUGUUUGGAAGCUUCUGGCGCCACCAAGAUUCUUCUGACAUGAUUGAUCUCAAAUAG